Messenger RNA from Carassius carassius (crucian carp), 1102 nucleotides. RefSeq names its product BRISC and BRCA1 A complex member 1 (gene babam1). Gene Ontology annotation, biological process: mitotic G2 DNA damage checkpoint signaling; double-strand break repair; protein K63-linked deubiquitination. The record is from RefSeq and is a predicted model, not a curated record. Lineage: Eukaryota; Metazoa; Chordata; Actinopteri; Cypriniformes; Cyprinidae. Gene Ontology annotation, cellular component: BRISC complex; nuclear body; BRCA1-A complex.
UGACAGACGUGUUGUGAUGGAGACACCUGAGUCCGGUCCAGCAGAUGGAGAGGAGCGGAUGCUGGAGCUGAGACCCAGGACCCGGUCCAAUCCGGAGGGUGCGGAGGACCGGAGGAGCAGUACCGGCAGCCUGAACAACAGCCUGGCGUCCCCGCCGCAGCCAGCCGUGGGCAACCGUGUGGAGGGAGAGGGAGAGGCGGCCAGCUCCGACAGCCCUCCGAAUUCUUCAUCUGUUACUACUGCAGGAAACUCCACCAGCAGCAUCCCUGCGAUGACUUCCUCAGUGAAGGAAAGACCCAAACCUCCUCAGAUGGCCAUCGGUGCUCAGAUCCCCCCAUCAGCCGAGUUACACCUGCGGGCGCCACGAGUCAACUGCCCCGAGAAACUGAUCAUCUGUUUGGAUCUUUCUGAGGAGAUGUCUCUAAAGAAACUGGAGUCAUUUAAUGGGUCCGCCUUGAACGCCUUGAAUAUUUCACAGAAAAUGAUCGAGAUGUUUGUGAGAACCAAGCACAAGAUUGACAAAAGGCAUGAGUUUGCUCUGGUGGUGGUGAAUGAUGAUGCCAUGUGGUUAUCAGGAUUCACGUCUGACCCGCGAGAGCUCUGCAGCUGUCGACUGUACGACCUGGAGACCAACGUCUGCGAGUCCUUCAAUCUGGAAGAUCUCCUCAAUGUCAUUUUGCAGAAAAUUGAGCUUCCUCAAAUGGAGAAGAUUCAGACCAUCCCGCCUCCUUUCGUAGUCCGGACUCUUCUCGUCUUCAGCCGGCAUGCUGGGAUGCUUCAGUUCAACCCCUCUGAUGCUGCCAAAAAAAUGCUGCAGUCUCCCUAUUUCUUCUUUGAUGUAGUUUAUCUUCAUAACGGCUCUGAAGAACAAACAGAAGACACUAGCUGGAAGGACGUGUACGCCUCCUUCAGUGAGCUGGACUCUAAGGGAAUGUGUUAUCGCUUCGAGGUGUCACUGUGUGGUCCUGCUAUCGAGCUGCACAACUGCAUGGCCAAGCUGCUGUGCCACCCGCUGCAGAGACCCUUCCAGAGCCACGCGUCCUACAGUCUGAUGGAGGAGGACGACGACGACGACGCGCCGGAGAACGAAGCCACGGUGUGA